Trachemys scripta elegans is the source of this 1871-nucleotide messenger RNA. It is a transcript of the gene ATG14, whose product is annotated as autophagy related 14. Gene Ontology annotation, biological process: mitophagy; autophagosome assembly; cellular response to starvation. Lineage: Eukaryota; Metazoa; Chordata; Testudines; Emydidae. The coding region runs from base 22 to 1494 and encodes 490 amino acids. The transcript has 10 exons. Gene Ontology annotation, cellular component: autophagosome; mitochondria-associated endoplasmic reticulum membrane contact site; phosphatidylinositol 3-kinase complex, class III. The record is from RefSeq and is a predicted model, not a curated record.
CGGCGGCGCGGCGGGCCCGUCAUGGCGUCUCCCGGCGCUUGCUGGCCGCAGCCGGGCUGGCGGGGGCCCGGGGUCGGGGCCGGGCCCGGGGCGCUGGGCGAGGAGGACGCCGAGGGGCUGUACGUGGCGGUGGAGCGGUGCCCGCUGUGUAACACCACCCGCCGCCGCCUCACCUGCGCCAAGUGCGUCCGCGGCGGGGACUUCGUCUUCUUCGACGGGCGCGACUCCGAGAGGUUUUUAGACAAGAAAGAGAGGUUAAAGCAUCUUAAAAACAAACAGAGUGAAUUCCAAAACCAUGUUUUAAAGGCUAUGGAAGGGAAAAGGAUAACUGAUCAGCUGAGAUGGAAAAUAAUGUCUUGCAAGAUGAGGAUUGAGCAGCUGAAACAAACCAUUUGCAAAGAGAAUGAUGAAAUGACAAGAAACUCAGAGGGGCUUCUCAGAAUUAAAGAUGAGAACCAGAAGCUUUACCGCAGGGCUCAGAGGCAUCAGGAGAAGAAAGAGAAGAUCCAGAGACAUAACCGCAAGCUCGGAGACCUGGUGGAGAAAAAAAAUUACGAUUUGAGAAGCCAACAUGAACACUUGGCAAAUCUUCGACGGUCACACAUACUGGAGCUAACGUCUGUCAUUUUUCCCAUUGAGGAAGUGAAGACUGGCAUGAGAGACCCUGCAGAUGUUUCUUCUGAGUGUGACAAUGCCAUGACCUCUAGCACUGUGAGCAAGCUUGCAGAAGCCAGGAGAACUACGUAUCUCUCUGGGAGAUGGGUGUGUGAUGACCACAAUGGGGACACCAGCAUCAGCAUUGCAGGGCCUUGGAUAAGUCUUCCUAAUAAUGGAGACUAUUCAGCUUAUUACAAUUGGGUGGAAGAGAAAAAAACUACACAAGGACCAGAUAUGGAGCAUAAUAAUCCUGCCUAUACCAUCAGUGCUGCAUUGUGCUAUGCAACUCAACUCGUUAACAUUUUGUCUCAUAUACUUGAUGUAAAUCUUCCCAAGAAGUUGUGUAACAGUGAGUUCUGUAGCGAGAACCUCAGCAGGCGGAAGUUUACUCGGGCAGUGAAGAAGCUGAAUGCCAAUAUCCUUUAUCUUUGUUUUUCUCAGCAUGUAAAUUUAGAUUUAUUGCAUCCACUACAUACGCUCAGGAACCUUAUGUACCUGGUCAGUCCAGACACUGAAAACUUGGGCAGGUCUGGGCCAUUUGAAAUAAGUGCUGAUCUCGAAGACUCCAUGGAGUUUGUGGAUCCCGGUGCUGCUGGUGAAACGGAUGAGAGCGGAGACGAGCACGUCAGCGAUGAAGAGACUGACCUAGGGACAGACUGGGAGAACCUGCCAAGCCCUAGAUUCUGCGAUAUCCCCUCUCAGCCGGCAGAGCUGUCACAGAGCCAGAGCACGCAGGCCUCCCAGGCUAACGCCAGCAGCAGCGCAGGCGGAAUGAUCUCUUCUGCUGCGGCCUCCGUGACGUCCUGGCUCAAGGCGUACACUGGACACCGCUACUGAGCGCCUAGGCGGGGUCCCAGGCCUCGCGGAAGGAAUCUCCCCCAGCAAUGCUGUAGUAACCCUCACACGCUGAGUUAAGUAGGGCCUGGAGCGCAAACGGUCAGACUUUAAUUUUGUAAACCGGAAGAACCUUUUUAUUUACCCAAGAUGACGGUGAUGGUGACAUUUUGCAGAUUAGCUGGAUCUACACUUCUGACUUAUUCCAUAAGGGCACUUGCUGCCUCUGAAUUCUGUCUACAUUGUUGAAUAGUGAAGAAAAAGGACCCUGCAGCCCUGUCCAGAUUUUUACUUCCUAAAGUAGAUUUGGAAUACUUGGAUCAGGGGCAAGGAUGGGGAGAAAGCUGCUAAAAAUUCAGAUGGGACAGUGGUGCGCAAAC